Messenger RNA from Rangifer tarandus platyrhynchus (Svalbard reindeer), 363 nucleotides. NCBI's taxonomy places the organism in Eukaryota, Metazoa, Chordata, Mammalia, Artiodactyla, Cervidae. The record is from the annotation of a GenBank genome assembly.
AUGGGUAACCAACCUCCCCCCUGCUUCCACUGCGCCUGGCACACAGGUGGCAUUAGAUCAUUCACUUGGUCCCCUACUGAUGUUUCCUGGGAGCCUUAUGUCCCAGAUCGUAUUCCAGUAAGAAGGGAUAGCCAAGAGGAGGAGGAGACGAUGUCCUCAGAUAGUUGCAAGUCCCGGCAGAGUUUCUUCACUGGCACCCUGGUGCCUCCGGCCAUCAAGCUAAGACGCCCCGUCUGGAGCACUCGCCGUUCGUCUGUGACAUUGUUGGCUCCGGCACAAGUUUCUUGUUUGGAAGAACCACUGCUGAUGCCCCGAGAGACUGCUCAGAUUUCUUGCCAAGAGGUGCUUGAGGGAAAACCUUAA